Messenger RNA from Rhopalosiphum maidis (corn leaf aphid), 3925 nucleotides. It is a transcript of the gene stum, whose product is annotated as protein stum. Gene Ontology annotation, cellular component: sensory dendrite. Bases 1 to 2712 code for a protein of 903 amino acids. The transcript is spliced from 5 exons. Gene Ontology annotation, biological process: sensory perception of mechanical stimulus; taxis; proprioception. The record is from RefSeq and is a predicted model, not a curated record. Lineage: Eukaryota; Metazoa; Arthropoda; Insecta; Hemiptera; Aphididae.
AUGAACGCCACCGGAUGCUUGACGGCCCUGGGCGACGGCGGCGAAGCGUUCGUCGUGAUCUCGUCGGACGGCGACGACGACGACGACGACGACUACGGCCGCCGCAGUCACCGGGGACGCCGUCGCCGCCGGCACGCGGAGCCGCGGAGCACGUCCCCGCGGUGCCCGCUCGGCAGGCCACCGACGCCGCCGCCGCCGCCGACCGGUCUUUCGAUGGCCACCGCCGAAGCGUACAAGUCGAGGCCGCGUCGCAAAGACCGCGGCGCCUUCGUCGUGCUGCCCGAACCGCCUAUGGCACCGUCCGCGGCCACGUCGUCCACCGCCGACGACGACGCACAGGCGCCAGUGAACGGAGGCGCAAGCGCCAGCGGCCGCGUCAGCCCGUUCCGUGGCUAUGGUUUCAAAACGCCCGAAAACGGACGGUCGCGUGCGUCCAGCCCGUCGUCGUCGUCCGGACGGCCGCUGAGACGCCAGUCGUCCGAACCGCGGAUCGUGGCCAACGGUCGUCGGCCGCCCGCCAACGCGGCUGGUGGCAAACAGCUGUCGGCGUCCACCAAGGACCUGUCGGCGACCGGAAAGAGGACGUCCGGUUCGUCUACUAAACAACCGGCGGCGGCCACGAGCGGUGCUGUGGGUGGUCGGAAAACGCCGGCCGUGGCGGGCAAGCCGCCGUCCGUCCCGACGGCCAGCAACCCGGUGGCCGUCAAGUCAUCGCCGCGUAAAAAGUUGCCGGCGACGCCACGCAAACCAGUGCCGCCGAAAUCGCCGCUGCCGCUCAGGUCGCCUAAAACGCCGAGACGGCAGCAGCCGGUGGCCGGCGCGGUGGCCGGCAACAGACCACACGCCGCCGCAGCGAAACCGACCGUUAGCCGUCCACCGGUCAAAUUAUCGCCACGCUUGUCCAAGAAACAGCCGAUGGCUACGGCCACGGCGUCCACAAAACCUCAAGUUCAGUCGAAAGACGUCGCCCGCCCGCCAACUGACAGUGGCGCAGUAAAGACUGUCGCGGCUACCGCCACGGCGACAGCGACGGCCGCGUCGACGGCACCGUCGACAUUGGCAACAGCGUUCGGUUCUUCGCCGACCACCACGGCACCGACAUUGGCCGUGUCCACGACGGCGACGACGGCGACGACGGCGGUAUCGUCAGUCUUUCCCAUCACGGCGUCUACCUCGGCCACAGCCAUAGCGACCACGCACGCGACCAACGCAGUCGCUUCGGCCGUGGUCGACGGUGGACCGAUCGUCACGGCCGUGCCUCCUCCGGCAGCCAUUGCCGCAAACACCCUGGCCACAUUGUCUGUCGUAGACCCGCCGGCCGCGACAUCGAGACCGCCCCAGAGCGCGGUGCGGCCUCGUGAUCCACCGGCCGCCGAUCCGCCGAAGCCAGCCGCUACCGUAGUCGUGAUGGACGGCAAUCCACUGCCGGAAGCUGCGACCAAACGAAAGUCCGUUGCCGUCACGAUGACGACCACGCCACCGCUGUCAUACGAGUUACAAGAGAUCGUAGUGGAACCGGAAAUCGAAAAUCAGAGCGGACGAACGGCCGUCCGGUUGUCCGUGGACGCUGACCGCAACAAAACGUCGUCCACGGCCAGUAGCAGCAACGGUCACAAAACUGUCGCAUGGGCGAGGCCAUCUGAAAAAAUCAUCGUUCCAGCUGAAGUUCCGCGGUCGGCCGAGGCGGUGACCACCAAAGAUCCGGCCUACAAAAGAUAUGCGCGGAAGCUAUGCGGUGGUGGUGGCGGCGGAAGUAGCAGCGGCGGUGGCCGGAGUGGACGUCGACCGACCGUCGGCCACGUAUCGCCGUCAGUCACUGCCGCCGCGGAUGGACGUGCGUCAAAGUGCUGGGCGGCUGUAUGGAAACGGCGGCCGCGGCCGUGUGGCCGGUGUUGUAGCCGAAAACGGUCGACUGCCGAAACGGCCUCCUCUGCAGAGACCGCGUCCGAAGGCCGACGACAUCCGCAGUGGUGGCGGCGGUGCAGCGACAAGUUUUGCUGUUGCUACGGCAAGCGGACGAACAAAAAGAAACUCGCGGCGGCCACGUCGUCGUCGUCGUCUGACCACUCGGUCGGCGCGCUCGGCAUCGCUCCACCGACCGUAAUGGCCACCGACACAUUUUGCGGCAAGUUGAAGAGGCAGUUGCGUCGCUGCUGUUGUUGCUGCAGUUGGUGUUGUGGCUGGUGCGCCGUACCGAAGUUCGUCAAGCGGAUCUGCUGCUGUUGCGCCGGCUGCCGUGGUAAGUCGACGGCCCCGAAGAGGAAAUCGGCCGACUCACAGAAGAGGUCUUCGUUCAAGUGUACCGGUUGCUGCACGAAUAUACCUAAAUUGGAUGCAGUUUUCGUCGAUCAUUCGUCAGUUAUGAAAGGUGCUAUACCAGUAUUACCAGUAACACUGGCAUGGUUGUGUUUAGUGUUCAACGUGAUUAUUCCGGGAGCAGGCACAUUCUCCAGUGGUUUGCUGUGCCUGUGCGUUGGUAAGCCAAGAUUCACGGUCAACGAUACCUUCCAGUCCCGAGUAGGCGCAUUCUGUGUGAACUUCGUCGUGGCCGCUGCUCAGAUGUUCACGGUGCUUUUCUGUUUAGUCGGCUGGGGAUGGAGCAUAUGGUGGGGUGUGAUAAUGCUCAAGAUGGCCAAGAAAUAUCAGAAAGUCAAAAUAAUCGAUCAACCCAUCGAAGCGCCCGUUGCCGUCGACCACAAUCACCAGAUCUAAUACAGUAUACAGACGUUUUAUUGUUGGAUUUGGAUCAUACAGCAUAAUUUAUUGUCAUAUUAUACGAAAUUUUUUAUUUUAAUACAUAGCCAUUAUAUAGGAUAAUGAUAUUGUAUAUAUUGUAAUAAAUUGGAGGUACAAUAUCAUAUCCAUAUAAUGUAUGUUAGAUACCUACUUGGCUACUUGUGUUAAAAAUAAUGCAUACCUAGUGAAAUAGUAUAAUUUAUAAUAAUAUAAAAUAUUUUGAACAUUUUUGUCCACCUAUAAUAUUAUAUUAGUUAGGUACAAAUCAUAAUAUGUGUAUAUGUUAAUAUAUUUGCAGACUUUAAACGUUACAAAUUUACAAUACUUAUGUUUUCAAUAAUAUGUAUAGGUAAUUAGGUAUACCAAGUGCGUUUUAUGGACACGAUAACUGGUGAAAACAUCGGGAUUUGCCACCUAUAUUGAUACUGAUACAAUACGUUUUUUUGAGAUUAAGCGAUUUACCUAUUUUGUGUAAAUCGUAAGCGUGAUGAUCUGAAACUAUGAGGACUGACGAGGUAUUACAUACUCUGUAAGCCGUGUAAAAUAUAAAAUUAGUAAUAACACUUAUAAAAGAACUUUUUAAUGAUAUAAUAAUUAACAUACAAUUAUUGACUAAUGACUAUACGAGUAAUUUAUACAACAAUAUAAUAUAUACACGCACAUAUAUGUAUAUUAAAUACAAACAAGACUGGGCAUUAACGAGUUAAAAUGUUAAUUUUAUUUUAUCUUCUUACUAACUUUGUAACUUCUCACUAGUUGCGAGUAUGGGGUUUCCAUUAGUUUAACUACUAACUUGACCUAAUUGGUUUUUAAUUAAUGUGAAAUUGAGUAAUUAAAUUUUCAUUUUAAGAAAAGUUAAACUAAUUUAUUUUAUUUUAACAUUUCAAUCGAUUUUGUUUACAUUUGAAAAAAUAUUCUUCGGGUAAUUUUUAGUGAGAACUGGUAACGAAAAACUUCAAAGAAGUACUUUAUAAGUAUAAAAAUAAUGUGUAAACACUAUAUUAUAGACAUAUAGUUUUAAAUUGAUAAAAAAUUAGACUAUGGUGAUGUAAAUAAAACAAAAAUCAACUUGUUUUUAACUAAGGUAAUAAAAGUAAAAAUAAAACUGGACAUUACAUUUUAACUAAGUUAACCGAAAAUGAAAUUAUCUUUUUCAUAAUAAUGCACAUAAACUUAACUGAAUUAAAAA